Messenger RNA from Scomber scombrus (Atlantic mackerel), 2955 nucleotides. It is a transcript of the gene dlgap5, whose product is annotated as discs, large (Drosophila) homolog-associated protein 5. NCBI's taxonomy places the organism in Eukaryota, Metazoa, Chordata, Actinopteri, Scombriformes, Scombridae. Gene Ontology annotation, cellular component: nucleus; cytoplasm; spindle pole centrosome. The transcript is spliced from 19 exons. The record is from RefSeq and is a predicted model, not a curated record. The coding region runs from base 27 to 2828 and encodes 933 amino acids. Gene Ontology annotation, biological process: centrosome localization; kinetochore assembly; mitotic spindle organization. Gene Ontology annotation, molecular function: microtubule binding.
UGUUUUUUUUGGAAAGAGCAAGAUACAUGAACAUGGAUUCUCGGUUUUCCCACCUGCGCCAGCGGGACACCAGUGUGUCGAUGCUGAGGGUGAAAAUGUCCCGCAGAAAGUCUCAGUCCCAGAAGGAGAACCGAGAACGGGCUUUGAACAAACGCAGGCAGCUGGACAAGCUCCCGGAAAUGGAUAUCUCUUCCCUGGAUGCCUCCAUGGCAAUAGCCAACAUGUCAAUCAUUCAGGAGAAAACAAUCAACAAUGCAAAGCCUGCUAAAAGUCAGGCUGCAGAGGAGAGGCUGAAGCAGCUUGAGCGCUGGAAAGAGCGUAAGGCUCUUGAGAAGGAGAAGGAAUUGAGAGAAAAGGGGCGUAAAGAUGUAUUUAAGACUGGCCUGUUUCAUGCAAAGGACAGCGAUACCAUUGUCCCUCUGCCUCAGGUCCCAGGUGCAUCAACCAGAGCAAAGAAUAAAGUGAGCACAGCUCCAUCCCAUAGCACCAGAGUUACCCGGUCAAUGAAAACACAGCAGCAGAAGCCUUUGAAGACACAGAACCAAAAUACUUCAGCCAAGAAUGCUCCACCUGCUGCAGAACGAUCGACCAGGAGCCGGGUCGCCUCAGUCAAGCCUGCGCCACCACCACCUGUGACCAAGACCACAGUCUGUGCAGUGGAGCCUGUCGUACGAGCUGCGUCGACCAGAUCAGUCAACAGGCCUCCUGUUACAGCAGUUCCUGCAGUGAAAGACAAACCUAUGGACAAGUCUGCAGAUGUACGAACCACAAGGAGCAGAGCAUUUGUCAACAUUGCGGCCCCCCCUUCUGGCAGAGGAAGGAACUGUAAAGCAACUGUCAACAUUGUCCAUCCUGUUGAGCCAGAGGAGCCAGAGGUGCAGGAGACAGAAGAAAAAUCUCCUAGUCCGAUGCCCUGUUCUGAGGAGGUAGACAUGGUGGUGGACCAAGCUCCAGCUGACGCUGUCCCUGUUGAGGAUCCUUCCUCUUUGUCCUCAUUUGCUCCUCAAGGUUUUGUCUUCCAGGCUCCUGCCGGCUUGUUCAAGUUCCAGCCUCUCACUCCUCGCUCAGCAGACGCAUUUCUUAAACCAAGCCCCAGCUUCAGUUUUCCCCCGGUCCCCUUGUUCAAUGUUGAGCCUCAGGCUGAGCCAAGUGAGCCUUCUUCCCCUAAAUCUCCUCUGCGCUGUCCUCCUCGUCCAUCUCCCACUGCUAGCUCACCAACUCCAGGCAGCCCCCUGGAAUCAAAGCAUGAUGUGCCAUACUUCAGAUCUCAAAUUGUCAGUGAGACAGACAGUCUGAACUCUCUGUGUGCUCAGUGGGAGCCUAAAGUGGAAGAUGAGUCCAUCCCAGAAGAAAUGAGAGACCGCAUGCGCACAGCAGUCGGCCAGGCGAGGCUGCUGAUGAAAGAGCGUUUCAAACAGUUCAGCGGUCUGGUGGAUGACUGCGACCUAGGCCGGGGAGAGAAGAUCACCACAUGCACCGACCUGCAGGGAUUCUGGGACAUGGUUUAUUACCAGGUUGAAGAUGUCAACAAGAAGUUUGGCGCGCUCAAAGAAGCGGAGGCGCGAGACUGGGUGGAGGAGCACAAACCUCCACCAAGACAGAGGAAAGUGGUCAAGAAACCUGCACCUGCUCCCGCCAAGCCAACGGGAACCAAAGCAGCAGCAAAGUCUCGCCUGGCUGCCAUUAAAGCGGCCAUGAAAGCCAAACAGCAGGCAGCAGAGGCAGAGAAAGCUGCGCAGGCUGCUGCUGCUGCUGGCGACCCCGACCCGAGCCCCCAGGAACCACAACCCCAAGCACAGCCACUAAAGACCGACACUGUGCUCUUUGACGGAGGCUUCUUCCAGGUGGAGAGUCCAUCCAGACCAGCAGGUCCCGCGAGGAGAUCCAGCCGUCUGAGUGCCGCCGUGCUGCCUCAGGCCUCUCCCUGCUCCAGCUACCUCUCCCCUAGAAGAGUCACUCGACGAUCCCUCGCGCUGGGACAGACCCCCGUUCAGACCCACGAGUCUCCUGCUAGGCCCGUCCACACUCCCGCUCACUUGCGUCUCACCCUCGACCAAACUCCCGGACAAGCGCCAAAUUCUCAGCGCGGCACACCUCAGCCAAAAGAUGCUGUAAAUGUCUCUCAUUGCUUCUCACCUGUCAAGGAAGUGUCUUCAGACAACCCCCAGCCCGAGGGAGACCCUGCACUCUCAACGCAGGACAGCACCUCUCCAGCUCCUGAAUCAGACACACCCAUACCCGUGUGUCCGCUUCCAUCCAUUUCAGUCGUCCUGGAACAAGACGAACCAGCUGAGGCUGUUAAUGCCGACAUCCCUCUCUCCCCAAGACUCUCUCUCUCUCCAUGUAAAUCACCUCCUCCUGUCAGCGAGACUCCCGAGCGCUCAAUAGCCCUGAGCUUCACACUGUCACCCUGCCUGCCUCCCCAAUCCUCCCCCACUGUGAUGUCCUCGCCUCCUGCUGUGGUGGCUCAAGAGUCCAUGUGUCACACACCAGAAAGUGAAGUCCUUAAGGAAACUCCAGGGUUUGACUUCGAUCGUUACUUACAGUCUUCACAGAGAUGCAGCCUGUCACCGAGGGAGACCGUCGCCGUAGAGACGCUAUCACCCAUGGCAGUGGAUGUGGAAAUGGAGAGCCCCAGAGGUCAAUAUGAGGAUCUGCUAACUCGAGAAGAAGCAGCACUACCAGCAGUGUCUUCGGUGUUAACUCCUCAGUCACCACAGACCCAGACAGCAGAGUCGGACCUGUUUCUCUUCACCCCAGACCUGAAGGACCGGAUACGUCAGUCUGUCUGUCCAAAUGACCUCAUGGUCUUCACCCCUCCCUCUUAAAGUCCAGCAACGAGUUUUCUUUUAAAUGUUAUAUUGUAUUGACUACUUUUGUUACUCCCUUUGAAAAAAAGAAAAGAAAAGAAGAUAUAUCUGCGUGAUUUGAACAACUGUUUUAGAUUACUGGAAA